AUGGGCCACAGUCUCUGGCCUAAUUUAGAAUUAAAAGCACAUUUACAAAAGGAGAAGAAAUCACGUAGCGCAAGAGCUUGAAGAAGAUCUGGGACAGAAAAUUUUCUCGGAAAAUUCUGUCUCUCGGAGGAAAGAUCGGUAGUUUCCAUAGCGGAAAGGUGUUUUGUAUCUGCUGAUCAGCUUCGGAUUGAUCCUCUUGGAUAAUUCGAUAGAUGGAUCCUAACCAGCCACCAGUUGAAAACUAUGCGAACCCAAAGACAUGUCUCUUCCAUGUUCUAUUCAAGGGUGCUGCGUUGGCGUUUUACAUUCUCUCCGCUCUCUUCUUCAACAGCUUUGUCAUAAUCUUCGUAGUGACUGUCCUUCUUGCUGCCCUUGACUUCUGGGUGGUUAAGAAUGUGAGUGGGCGUAUACUGGUUGGUCUGAGGUGGUGGAACGAGAUCGAUGACUUGGGAGAAAGUGUGUGGAAAUUUGAGUCUCUUGACCAGGAGUCCCUGGCUCGGAUGAACAAGAAAGACUCAUGGCUUUUCUGGUGGACGCUUUACCUUGCAGCAGCUGCAUGGUUUGUCCUUGGGGUAUUUUCUCUGAUAAGGUUUCAGGCCGACUAUCUGCUUGUUGUUGGCGUGUGCUUGUCCCUCAACGUGGCUAAUAUCAUCGGCUUCACAAAGUGCAAGAAAGAUGCAAAGAAACAGUUUCAGCAGUUUGCCUCACAGACAAUCGCAUCACAGUUCCAGUCGACGGUACAAUCUGCCUUCACCUUUGUCUGAAAAGAAGAAAGGUUUAGUGAGAGCAAAGACAGCAGUGUACAAAGAAGAUUUGCCAAAACGACACCAUGUUUUCCAAUAUUUUGUAAGGGUUUAAGAGGUUCAUUUUAUAUUAUUCGUCCUUUACGUGUAUUUUACAUUUUCGACUUCCCCUAUUAACAUUUUGCGGUCUUGUGCGUAUGUUUAGCCCCAAAGAAAUUUCAGAAAUUUUACGUCUUUCUCCCCCUUUGAUCUCUCUCUCUUGGCUAGUGAUGUUAAAAUGGGCUUCAUACCCACGGGCUUAAAAGGCUAUGCAUAUGUAUAAAAAUAAAUGGGUUUUAACAAGGCUGGCCCGUUUAUGUCUGCUUUCUUAAUGGGCAUACCCGCGAAAUAAAAGGGUAUAGGCGCACCAUGGGCCGCCGGUCUUCUCGGUUAGUAUCGGAUCUUCUUUUUGUUCUUUUGUUUUAACGUUGGCGGGCUUAAUUAAAUGUUAAUUGAUUUGGGC
Molecule: messenger RNA, 1245 nt
Organism: Thlaspi arvense
Lineage: Eukaryota; Viridiplantae; Streptophyta; Magnoliopsida; Brassicales; Brassicaceae
Source: the annotation of a GenBank genome assembly